AUACAUCAGUCACUCAGAUACCAUCUUUCAACUUACGCAAAGCCCUUCAUUAUCCACGACUCCUCGAUAUAAUACAAUUCACUCGCUACUAUCUUUUCAUACUCACUAUGGUUGAACCAACCUCCAACACCUCGGACCGCAGCUCUUCUGUGACUCUAACCCCUCGCCCAUCCAGCUCGUCGGUUCAGCAUCACGCAUUGUCAGCUUCUUCACUUCGAUCUGCACUCAAGAAGCCAUUCCAGGGCUGGAGCAAGGAGCUUCUUCGAGCACGAGACAACGACGAUGACGAUUAUAACUUUUCGAGUGGUAUGCGUCGUGGCGCGCAAGACUACAACGACGAGGCUUAAGACACUGCUUUGCUCAGCAACAAA
Messenger RNA from Bipolaris maydis ATCC 48331, 371 nucleotides. RefSeq lists its product as uncharacterized. The record is from RefSeq and is a predicted model, not a curated record. Lineage: Eukaryota; Fungi; Ascomycota; Dothideomycetes; Pleosporales; Pleosporaceae.